UGUGCCACACUUGUUUGUCAAUUUCAACCCCUCUCCUCCCCAUAGGCAACUUGACGAAGAGGACACCCGGACACAAACUCCACAGACCCGCUGCUGCAACACUCUUCCGCUCGAAUUCAGAUUAUGGCUUCGAUGAAAGAACAGUAGAUUGUGAAGGCGGGGAUCAAUUUGGAAGGAAAAAAUCAAAGAGCAGAAGGUUGUGAAGCGAAAAAUCGAAUCGAAAGAAUCAAACGGCGAAGACAGCAACAAGGUAUUUAAUGUGUCACAAGGAUUCAAUUUAAGAUUUGAUACUAAAGUCAUGAAUUUUCUUGUUGGAGCCUUCAAGCCACCAUGUAAUAUUUCUAUCACAUUUGCUGAUGGAAGAACUCGCAAGCAGGUUCCAUUAAAGAAGGAAAAUAGUCAAACCGUAAUGGUUCCCCUUUUCCAGAGCCAAGAGAACAUUGUUGGGGAGGUUUCUCUAGAACCGAUUCAAGGGAAGAAGGUUGAACACAAUGGUGUGAAGAUUGAACUCCUUGGUCAGAUAGAGCUAUAUUUUGACCGAGGCAACUUUUAUGACUUCACAUCCCUUGUACGUGAACUUGAUGUGCCUGGCGAAAUAUAUGAAAGGAAAAGAUAUCCUUUUGAAUUUUCUACUGUUGAGAUGCCGUACGAGUCGUAUAAUGGGGUGAAUGUAAGACUUAGGUAUAUUCUGAAAGUCACAAUCAGUCGGAACUAUGUCAGCAACAUAGUGGAAAGCCAAGACUUUGUGGUUCGCAACUACACACCACUUCCAUCAAUCAAUAACAGCAUUAAGAUGGAAGUUGGAAUUGAAGAUUGCCUACACAUUGAAUUUGAGUACGGUAAAAGCAAGUAUCAUCUGAAGGAUGUUAUAAUAGGUAAAAUAUAUUUUCUUCUUGUAAGAAUCAAGAUUAAAAAUAUGGAGCUUGAGAUCAGACGCCGAGAAUCAACAGGAUCAGGGCCCAACACUUAUGUUGAAACAGAGACCCUUGCAAAAUUUGAGCUGAUGGAUGGUGCUCCUGUGAGAGGAGAAUCAAUACCAAUCAGAUUGUUUCUAAGCCCGUAUGAACUGACACCAACAUAUCGCAACAUCAACAACAAAUUUAGUGUGAAAUAUUAUUUGAAUCUUGUCAUUGUGGAUGAAGAAGACAGAAGAUAUUUCAAGCAACAAGAAAUUACAAUCUACCGCCUUCUAGAAACUUCCUAGUCUGUUUGAAACAAGCCGAGUCUUGUGUUUGCAAGUUGAAUGAGUUGGUUUCCUUUUGGCAACUUCUUGGAAUGAAAAAUGUAACAUCUUUGUUUAAGGUUCGGGGGAUUUUAUUGGUCUUCUGGGCAUGAGCUCUAAUCCCUAAUGGCAGUUGCUAGUGCAUGUGUUUUUAUUUUGGUUAAUAAUUUUUGCAUUAAUGUAUUUUUAGCCAUGUAUUUGUGUAUAGCCCGGGCCUUACGGGAGGAAUUUCCUUUUUUAUGGCCCGGGACGAAAUCUUAGGUUCUUUGUUGGCAUUUAUUACAGCUCUGGUUUGUAAUCUCACAAUGCAUUGAAGACUUGUUUUGACCUGGGUUUGCAUCA
Messenger RNA from Macadamia integrifolia, 1564 nucleotides. RefSeq names its product vacuolar protein sorting-associated protein 26A-like. The record is from RefSeq and is a predicted model, not a curated record. Bases 299 to 1204 code for a protein of 301 amino acids. The transcript is spliced from 12 exons. Gene Ontology annotation, biological process: intracellular protein transport; retrograde transport, endosome to Golgi. Gene Ontology annotation, cellular component: retromer complex; endosome. Lineage: Eukaryota; Viridiplantae; Streptophyta; Magnoliopsida; Proteales; Proteaceae.